Messenger RNA from Racocetra persica, 228 nucleotides. The record is from the annotation of a GenBank genome assembly. NCBI's taxonomy places the organism in Eukaryota, Fungi, Glomeromycota, Glomeromycetes, Diversisporales, Gigasporaceae.
CAUUUGAAAGAAUACAUUUAAAGGAAAUUAAACUACUAUUUGUCGUCGUUGAAUUAUUUAUCGUAUUUAUCGUCGUUGAAUUAUUUAUUAUCGUCGAAUUAUUUAUUGUUGUUGAAUUAUUUAUCGUCGAAUUAUUUAUCGUCGUUGAAGAAUUAUUUAUCGAAGAAUUAUUUGUCGAAAUAUUUAUCGAAUUAAUUGCCGAAUUAAUUGGGGGUAAAUUAAUCGGAG